Necator americanus (New World hookworm) is the source of this 1692-nucleotide messenger RNA. RefSeq lists its product as uncharacterized. The transcript has 15 exons. Gene Ontology annotation, biological process: negative regulation of transcription by RNA polymerase II. Gene Ontology annotation, molecular function: transcription factor binding; histone deacetylase activity. Gene Ontology annotation, cellular component: histone deacetylase complex. The record is from RefSeq and is a predicted model, not a curated record. NCBI's taxonomy places the organism in Eukaryota, Metazoa, Nematoda, Chromadorea, Rhabditida, Ancylostomatidae. The coding region runs from base 1 to 1692 and encodes 563 amino acids.
AUGGAAGGGUCUUUGGAGUACAAGACAACCUUGGGUUUCAAUAAACCUCAGCAGUUGCACAAAAACACGAUAUGUGAGGAACAUCCUGAAAAUCCAAAUAGAAUUGAUGUAUGUCGACAUCUUCUAGUAGAAAGCGGUCUGAUAGGAGAAUGCCAAGAAAUCGAUACAUUUCCUUCUCUGGACGAUUUGGAUCUGCGUCAAACGCACGCCGAAGGUCACGUGAAUAGGCUAUUGAAAGAGGCAAUAUCCAUGGACCAAAGCUCAUUGAAUCAAUUAUGCGAAGACUACGACUCUGUGUUUAUGUCUCCGGGUUCAGUCGAAGCUGCGAAAUCAGCUGUUUCGUGUUGUCGUUGGUUGGCCGAGAAUAUCGUUGAGAAUAAGAUUCCCAAUGCAUUUGCCCUUGUCCGACCACCAGGACACCACGCUAAUCGUUAUUCGGCUUGUGGUUUCUGCUUAUUUAAUAACGCAGCACAAGCUGCAGAAGCAGCAUUUAACUUUGGAGCCGAUAGGACUCUAAUAGUUGAUCUUGACAUUCAUCAUGGACAAGGCACCCAGCAGAUAUUCUACGAGGAUAAGCGUGUGUUGGUUUUCUCAAUACAUCGUUAUGAAGACGGAAAGUUCUGGCCGCACUUGAGAGAAUCAAAUUACGAUCAUGUUGGCGAUUGGGAAGGAGCUGGCUAUAAUGUUAACAUUGCAUUGAAUGAGACUGGUUGUGGAGACGCUGACUAUAUGGCUAUUUUUUGGAACGUUCUAUGGCCACUUGCUCAAGAGUUUAACCCAGAUUUUGUCAUUGUUUCUGCAGGUUUUGAUAGUUGUUCUGGUGAUCCAUUGGGAGAAAUGAGAUUGUCUCCGGAUGCUUACUCACAUAUCAUCUACCACUUGAGCGGACUGGCUCAUGGAAAAUUGCUGUUAAUACUCGAGGGAGGUUACAAUCACAAUGUUCAAUCUGUUGGCGUUCAUAGAUGUUUGCGUAUUCUCUGUGGAUACAAACCGUUGCCGAUAACGUUACUAGAGACUCCGAAAGCAAGUACCGUGGUGUCCUGCCUCAACUGCAUCUCCGCUUUAAGAGGAUACUGGAAUUGCUUCGACUUUUAUAUCAAAGCCAAUUCUAAACGCAGAUCCUGGAAAGUGCACAAUCCUUUCGCCUCUUUCAAUCCUCCUAAUGAAAACGAAAAAGAAAACACCAGAGACAUUGUGCAAAAAGAUCUUCUCAAGCAUACUCAGCCAUUUAUAACAACGACCAGGUCGAAGAUGUUGCUUGUCCAUAAUGGUGACUCUUCAAAACAUUUCAAUUCUAUUGAGCAGGAACACCCUGAACAGCCGGCAAGGACAGCAAAGAUUAUGGCACACUUGGAAAGCUGUGGACUCACUUCGAAAUGCGAGGUCAUACUAAAUGAUCGCAUCGUAAUAGAUUCCGAGCUGGAAUCUGUCCACGAAAGGCCAUAUAUUCAGAAGAUGAAGCGUUGUGCUGAGAUGACUGACUCCGAGCUGCGAAUAACAGAAGAUGGACUGAAUUCGAUCUACCUUACUCGUGACACAUUCCAUAUAGCGAGUAGAAGUGCUGGCGCGACACUUGAGAUAACUGUAAUUCUGAAAUCGGUGGAAUGGGGUUGGAAAGUGCCCGGAAGUACGCAAAGUAUGGCUGGCUUUGUGGUUUGGCUUCUGUUUCCUUUUCUGCUCAUUCAAACUUAA